Molecule: messenger RNA, 2122 nt
Organism: Dreissena polymorpha
Lineage: Eukaryota; Metazoa; Mollusca; Bivalvia; Myida; Dreissenidae
Exons: 2
Coding region: 190-1407 (405 amino acids)
Biological process (GO): proteolysis
Molecular function (GO): serine-type endopeptidase activity
Source: RefSeq, a predicted model, not a curated record
UUUUCAGAUGCAACCUGGUCGUUGAAAAUAACGCAGUUGCAAAACUAUAUUGACAAAAUUAAACUGAGACAAGAUAUUGUCUCCGCAUACACGGCUUAUAGAUUUCCUGAUAGACAUAAAGACGUUGUAAUUGUCGUGGCAGUUCGACACACACACAUUGAGAGUGGAUUGAAGGAGGUACUCGAAGAAAUGAAAAUAAAAUACAAAAUCGAUUAUUUGGUUAAAACACCAGAAUUCGUAAAAUGUACCGACACAAAGGAACAAACAAACAAGGAAGUUACGGAUAGUGAAAUAAAAAGACUCACUACUUGCAUUCAAAAGAAUGCAGACGGUUUAUUGUCAAAACACAAAUAUCUAACAAUUGUUCAAGGAUAUUUCAUUAACGUAAACAGUACUAAACAUAACAAUUCAGUUAUUUACGAACCACGCCUUGUUUUGUACGUUCUUGCAAAAGGCUUUAUUCCAAUUGACGAGUAUCCUUUUGACUCUCAAUAUGAUGGUAUAAAAACAGAAGUUCGUGAAGGAACUUUUCAACUAUUUGGAAAUCAAGCCAAUGAUAUACAAGACAAUAUUCGAAUGGGUUGCUCAAUCCAAAGAGUAAUAAAUGGUAAACCAUAUAUUGGAACACUUGGCGUAUUUUUCGAACAUCAACAACACGGUCUUUGUGGAAUCACAUGUGGACAUGCAAUACUCUCACCGGAAGAACAUAUUAAAUUCAUGACAAAGCAAGCAAACGUUGAUAAUCUUCAAAACAACAUUGUAUUUCAACCCUCUGAACCAAAUGUACUCGGCCAAGUUGUGCAAGUGAUUAGCUCAUUGGGCGACAUCUUCAAUUCAGGGAAUGAUAUAGCAGUAGUAAAAAUUGACAACAGACACCCAGUGAAUGGAAAAUUGUCACAACAAAAACAAGAAACAAAAGAACAAGAGUUUGAAUAUACAUCUGGAAGAGUAUUCACAUCCAACAAAUACCAAGGCGUUUGUUGCAAGUUCGGUAGAACAACAGAAUUUACUAAAGGAACUGUUGAACUUUUUGUUGGUAAUGUAACAAAGACUAUUGAAAUGCACGGUACAGAAGUAACGUAUAGCAACUUAAUAGUCGUAAAUCAGCUAAACGAAUGCGAGUUUGCUUGUCCAGGUGAUUCUGGUGCCCCUGUUUUCGUCAAAGAUGGUGACGGUGAGAAUGUAUGUAUCGGGCUUUUACUAGGAGGAAUACCAGGAUGCGGUCCGUAUUAUGUUAUACCAAUUGAGAAGAUACUGAACGAUAUUGGUAUAACUAAACUGAAAUCGUUUUCCCCAAGUAACGCCGAACUUGGAAGGUCCAUCGAAAAAGUUGAGCAGAACAUAAAUAAGAAAAUCGAUAAACUUGAGCAAAAAAUUGUUGAAUUGCUAUUGAAACGUUCGACAUAACAGUUGCAGUUGGCAAUUUUGGAUAUCAUUACCGGUUUUGCAAAGGAACUACACGUCAUAAUUUCGGUGUUGGCAUGCUGCGAAGUCAAUAUCGUUAAGAGACUAAAUACUUACUAUAUGGUUGUAUUGUUAUUGUUAAUGACAAAAGCCAAAUGCGCUAAAAAUUAUAAAUCAACAGUGUACUCUCACUUCAUGUGUUUAAGAAGUAAACAUUAAAAUGAUAACAAUACACAUUAUGUACAUCUAGGUAUAAUAUGCAUGUAGUUCUGACACGGCGUGAAUUUCUACUUGAAAUAUAAAACACGUCUGAAAAAAGAAGACACUAUUGUUUUUGUAAAGGUUCGAGCUAUACAUGGAUUUUCGUUACAUUCAUUUUUCCGCUGUUAAUAUCGGUAUCUUCGUGUUGCAUCACAAUCAACUUACAUGUUAUAUGGUGUUACAAAAUCCAUAAUUUUAACAUAAAUCUUUAACGCAUUGGUCCAAGUAAUAUAAACGUUCAGCAAAACAAAAUAUGUAAAAAUAAAACUGUUGUUUUGGCUUAAGUAUCACUAGCCGAUGUUAAUAACUUCGCAAUAGAAAGAUUUUCAAUUAGCCUGAUUAGAAGCUUGUGGUCAACAAAUUCAACUUAUUUAUAAGGGACAUGUUUUAAAUAUAACAUUUACGUGGACAGUAAUGUUAAACGAUUUGUGAUCCAAAUUUUAUCAGCAAUGAUCUA